Molecule: messenger RNA, 1881 nt
Organism: Anopheles funestus (African malaria mosquito)
Lineage: Eukaryota; Metazoa; Arthropoda; Insecta; Diptera; Culicidae
Exons: 2
Coding region: 91-1572 (493 amino acids)
Source: RefSeq, a predicted model, not a curated record
UUGCACAAAUCCAUCAGCUGUUUGAUUGAUGACGUAAUUCCAGUUUCGUUGUAAACAAUAAACGUGCCGGUGCACUUGCACAACAAUGAAAUGUGCAAUUUAGAUCAUAAAGUCCAAUUAAACAAUGUAAAACAAGGAGAAAUAUUUCACUAUUCCAUCAUUUUGCUCAAAGGCGAACUCACAAAUCCAAGCUGCAAUGGAAAGCUGCAUAUAGUUGCCAACAAUAAUCAACCAGUUCCAUUCUCGUUCGCCGUAGAGAAGAAAGACGAAGGUAAUGUUACGGGCAAGCAAGAAAUUCGUCAAAAAUUUCGUGUUUUACUAAGAUUAGUGGAUGGUGAAAACGUGUACAAGGUGCUGUAUUGUAAUACGAAAAUAACCAUUAGCUUAACGUACACCGCUUCGGACACUCAUUUUACGGUGGUGCCACUGUACAUCAUCUGCAAAGGACACAACGGGCGAUAUCAGUCGCAUGAACAGGAUUACCAUAAUGAUAGUGAUCAUGCUUGUAGGAAAAUAACGCUAGCCAUCGAACUGUUGCAGUGUUUGUAUGCCGAAAAGCUACAUGAACAUGGUUUUGGUCGAAAAACAUUUACAUUCGAAUCUUCCUGCAAACCGUUCCACUCUGCACUGGAAUGGGAACGAUCGACCACCAUGACGGAGGGUGAACUUUGGGAUCAGUUUGCUACGGAGCUCGUGCAAACCAAAUGCUACGACAUGCAGCGUGUAAAGGUUGUCGGAUUUCUCAGCAGCACACACUUCGAAGGCAUCUCCGAUGGGGAUUACUCGUAUGAGAACAUCCGGACGAAAACUACCGGCCAUGCUGCACUCGGUGGUGGUGGAUUGGCUCUUUUUGGCACGGGUUGUCUCUACACGUGGCCAUCAUCGCUGGAGGCAGUUUGUGCUGCAUUCACCAGCCAGCAACCGGUUGACUGUGGCAAGCUGUUGGAUGACAGUAACUACAGACGCACGUAUGGCGGCUGUUUUGCCACAACACUCGGUUCCGUUUGCCAUGAAAUGGGUCAUACAUUCGAUCUUGGUCAUACACCCGAUAGUUCCAUCAUGGGCGAUGGAUUUGAUGCUAUUGAUAAUGUGUUUGUUGGCCUGUACGGUCGCCAUAGUGCGAAUGGACCAAAACGUAUCAUCGACACCAAACCACACGGUCUGGCUGGUAGGCUUACCCAGCUCAAGCGUCCAGGUGACGUGUUACGGCAACGGUUAGAUGCGAAGCAAAACGAUAGUGUCUUUUUUGCGCCCAUUAGCGCAAUGACGCUUAGCUACCAUCGGUGGUUCAAUCGGGCAAAGAGUUUAAGCGGAAUGCUGCAUUUCGAUAACAUCACCAGAACGGUCACAUGCAACGGUGGUUCGAAAAUCGUUCUGGCGGAAUUACGCUCGCCAGAGAAUGGUAUGAUGCAUAAAUGUUGGACCUUUCCAGAGGGACAGUCACAGGCAAGCACAUUUACGCUUCCAAAGCUACCGAACCUUCAGCACCUUAUGUUGUUUGUAAUGGAUACUGAUGGUAAUAUUCUCAAAGAAAAUCUUAGCAGUAUUAGCUCAGGACAAAAAUGUGAUUAAAUAAAACAUAAUACAUACAAUCCAUAUAGGAAACACUAGCAAUCUAUUCAUGCUAUAGUAAUGGGGAAAACAAUUGAAGUAAUGGUUCUAAAUAACGCUAUAUUAUAAUGAUGACUGUAAAUUGCUCCCGGAUUGCAGGUAGCAUUGGCAAGAUUUGCUGAUAAGAGAAGUAAUUUCAAAUUAGUGCUUUACAUUUAUUAAACUGUAAGCUGCUGCUGCUGGCAGUUCCGUUUGUUUACUCCUUCCUUUCUGACCGUCAUCAAUCGUACCGAAAUUAUAUGGAUUAACGUAUCUCACACGUCUUUUCCC